CAUUGCUUCCUACUAACGUCUCCCAACUCAGAUUUCUUUCCUCUUUUACUUUUCUUCUCUUCCAUUCUAAUCUUCAUCUUCUUCAUCUUCAUUACCUACUUUCUAGUUCCAAACUAUCAUCCAGAAUCAUGAAGUUUCUUCCUUCGCUGUUCCCCGUCGCCUUACUCGCCUUCUCCUUCGCACUCGCCGCUGCUGAUCCCGACUUGCUUCAGGACGUCUGUGUCGCGGAUCUCAACUCCGGAAUCAAGGUAAAUGGAUUCACCUGCAAGUCGAAUUUCUCAGCAAGCGACUUCUUCUUCGACGGACUGGCGAAGCCAGGGCUGACCAACAACUCGCUGGGCUCGCGGGUAACCGGCGCCAACGUGCAGUCGAUCCCGGGCCUGAACACGCUCGGCGUCUCGCUAUCGCGUAUCGACUACGCGCCGGGAGGGCUCAAUCCGCCGCACACGCACCCACGCGCCACCGAGAUCGUCUUCGUCCUGUACGGCGAGCUCSACGUAGGGUUCAUAACCACCGCCAAUAUGCUGGUCUCGAAAUCGAUCAAGCAGGGCGAGAUCUUCGUGUUCCCCAAGGGAUUGGUCCACUUCCAGAAGAACAACGGGAAGAUGCCGGCGGCGGUGGUUGCGGCGUUCAAUAGCCAGUUGCCUGGUACGCAGUCGAUUGCGGCGGCGCUGUUCGCCGCUUCUCCGCCGGUGCCGGAUAAUGUGUUGACGAUGGCGUUUCAGAUUGGGACCAAGGAGGUGAAGAAGAUCAAAUCGAGGCUCGCUCCCAAGUAGGGCAGAUUUAUUAAUGGAGUCUGUAAAUUGAAUGAAGGUUGUUUUUGGAUUUGUGUGGUUCUUUCGAUUCCUGARUUUUUUUUUUUUCUUUUUYCUCACAGAUUGUUUGAAUAAGGAAUUGGGUUUGGGAAUUUGGGGAUUUGUUCUCUUUUUCUCGAGAUCGUUUUUAAAAGCCUAGUUUGUGUAAUGGCUUUKAAUUAUAGAUUCCAUUGGGUUUUUAUGGUUUUAAAAAUAUUAAUUCGAGUUYGAAMCUA
Messenger RNA from Momordica charantia (bitter melon), 1030 nucleotides. RefSeq names its product germin-like protein 5-1. NCBI's taxonomy places the organism in Eukaryota, Viridiplantae, Streptophyta, Magnoliopsida, Cucurbitales, Cucurbitaceae. Gene Ontology annotation, molecular function: manganese ion binding. The record is from RefSeq and is a predicted model, not a curated record.